CCUCGUUUCCUCUCUAGCUUACCCCCGCCUUCCGUACCGUUUUAUCCUUAUUCGUACCAGAAGCGCUUCAGUUCUGAUUGGCCGGAGCGACUUGCUAUACUACCCAGUCACAAAGCAUGCUUUACCGCUACCCUACCGAGAGAAGGAAUCGUAGAGAGACCAUGACUACGAUUGGUCGCUCAAUGACAAGGAUUUAAUUUUGAAAUUUUCUUUGUGGCGUGGGAAAGGCCACUGUCCGGACUCCAUCUAAGAACAAAAUCAUGCCCAAAUUCAAACAACAGAGAAGAACGCAAAAGGCCAAAGCCAAAAGAUUAUUCAAGAAAAAAGAAGUCUCUCGCUUACAGUCCAAGCUAAUUAUACAUCCUCCUCCUCCACCACCCUCUCCAGAAAGAGUGGUUAUUUCUGCAACAGAUACCCCGUAUAUCAGAAGCUGGCUAAGAUCAACCUUGAGUUUCAAAUUUCCCAAUAUAAAAGAUGCAGUAAAACUUUGGACAAAUAGAGUAUGGUCUAUGUAUAGCUGGUGCCAGAACUGCAUAGUCCAGAGUUUAGAAGUAUUGAAAAACACCAUCUUUCCAUCCUGUAUCUGCCACCAAGAACUUCACAGUCUAAAACAACAGGUUUUCGUUUUGGAAAGUGAAUUCUGCAAGCUCCAGGAAGCUCUGAAGACCUUCUCAGAAAAUUGUUGCCCAAGCUGUGGUCAAACGUGUCAGCCGAGUGGUAAAUUUACAAAUGAGCUGGCUUGUGUUCUAACCACCCCUGGAGAAUCUCAAGCUGCACUUCCUCCCACACUGCCACAGCCAGCUAGCCACCUUCCUCCUCGUCCACAACCACCGCCACCCCCUCCACCUCCUCCUCUACCUCCUCCUGCACCACCAAUAGCACCGUUACUGCUCAGAAAAGCAGAUCGCACUAAAGCACUCCAGGCUGAGCCUUUAAAAAAAGACGGACCCAUGCAGAUAACAGUUAAGGAUCUACUGACUGUGAAAUUAAAAAAGACACAGAGUUUUGAUGAAAAGAGGAAGCUUGUACCAUCACCGAAGGCACCGAAGCCUCUAGUUACCGUCUCUGAUCUGCAACGUGUUACCUUGAAACCUAACUCCAAAGUGUUAUCAACUCGAGUUACAAAUGUCUUAAUUACCCCUGGUAAAAGCCAGAUAGAUCUGCGGAAACUACUUAGAAAAGUCAAUGUAGAAAGGAGCCCAGGUGGAACACCUCUUACCAAUAAAGAAAAUAUGGAAACAGGAACUGGACUGACCCCAAUAAUGACCCAAGCCUUGAGGAGAAAGUUUCAGCUGGCUCACCCAAGAAGUCCAACUCAAGCUCUGCCACUUUCUACAAGCAGCUUUGAUGAACAAAACUGAUAUCAACUUUGCCUAACUCUAUGUGAGAAUUCAUAAAAUAUACAGAUAAAACCACCCUAAAUCCAUUUUUUAUAUAGUUGGGUAUGUAUAAAUAAUUAUACUAAUAUAUUAUUCCAGUUAAAGAAUUAGAGGUGUAUGGCAUUCACACAUAUUAUUGUAUAUAGAGACUGUUCGGAUAUUUUCUAGUUUGCAUGUUCGAUAAGAGAACCAGAUGGGAAAAUGCAAUCUCCAAAAAGGUUGGAGAGGUUGUUCAGACUUAACUUCAUAACUAGUUUGUACUAAUAGGUGUAGCUAUGACAUUAAGAAAAUAGCCUGGUUCCUAUUCAUCCUGAGAAUAGUCAUGGAGGAAGGUAUUUGCCCUGUUUAAUGUUCUUCACUCCGUAAAGGCUCUUCCUGGGUAACUGAAAGGAAAAAUAUUUAACCUGUAAGGCUCGUCCAUUCAUUAAGUUCUACACACUUGAUCAAGGCCCUCUAGAUUUUAUACCUCUUCACUACAACAAUUAAGAGAUAAUACCAUCCCCAUCCAAAUACAACUAUUUUCCAAAAGGUUUUGAAGCAAAAGGCCCAAUGUGACCUAAAAAAUGGAAUACAUCAUUUCUAGCUCCUCAGGUGGGUAGUUGUAUCUGGCUCAGUGAAGGUCUGAAAUAUUCCUUACUUUUAUUCCUGCUGUCCACAUUCAUGCAGCUAAAUAUAUAUUUCAUGAAGAGUUCAACCUGAAUCUUAUAUUUCCCACUACACCUUGCCAAGGAUCCCCUGAGGUCCAGAGCGGGUUCUCUGUGGAAACCCAGUUUCCCUGUCCUCACCACCUUGUGGAUUCAAUAACCAUGUAAAAAUGCAUACUCCCUAGAUUUUGUUCUUUCUUGCCAGUCUAGGGUUGCCAGAUAAUAGCAAACAAAAAUACACAAUGCCCAAUUAAAUGUGAAUUUCAGAUACACAACAAAAAAUUUUAAUAUAAAUAUGUCCCAAAUAUAGCAAGGGACAUAUUUAAAAUACAAAAUUAUUUCGUUGUUUAUCUGAAAUUCAAAUCUAACUGGACAUCAUCUAUUUUAUCUGGACCUUAUCAGCCAGUUCUCCACAAAGUGGCCAAGCAUUUCUGGGAGCCCCCAGUUUGCCAGACAUGCCUGUUCAGCAGCGGACACGACUGUAGCAUUAGCCAGGAUCCCUAUCGCAUAUGUGCUGAGUAUCGUGGAAGAAGGGGAACUCUUAUUGCUGUGUGUUUAACUGAAGACACAGGGUUAGCUUUUAAGCUGGUCACCUUCUCUACAGUAAAAGGAUAGCAGCUCCUCAAGGAUAGGAAACAAGGGUUCCAGAUCUUCACCAAACUUUCUAGCCUGACAAGAAACAACUACAUAGAUGAUAUCCUUGAAAUAUCCCCAGGUUAGCUUAGACUAACAAGAUAUUUUGGCAGUUUCCCAGAAAAGCUUACAAUUCCACAGAUAAAUAAUGCUUUGAGAUGCCAGAUGAAGUGUUGGAAAGUCACCAGGCUGUGAAGCAAUGUUUGCACCUAAGAGGCAAUUCUGUUGAUGAGACCCAAGUUUACGUUAACAACACACUUAUGAAUGAAAAUUAAACAGAUAGUGAAGUUUAGAGACAUAUCUGCUUUUGGUAAAAUUUUUUUUUUUAACUGCUAGCUACAUUUAUAUUAUGCAAGAAUAAAGGGAAUGAUCACUGAGAAGCGGUUGGGUAUUUGUAAGAGAAAAAUAUUUUAUGGGGUAUUUAUAAUAUUUAUAAAAACCACCAUACACUGUAUCAGUUUAAUGUAAAUGAUUUGAUCACUCUUGUGGUAUGAAGGUUCAUAGGGAAAAUGUUAUAAAAAUCUUAAGAGAUAAACAUUUGCAAAGGCACCACUUUACCAGUAUUAAAAUGUAUUCUACCUUGCACCUUGUACUAAUUUUAAUGACAGAUUUUCUACUGUAGCCAUUCGAGACUCUGUAAAUGCUAUGGCUUCAUUAAACUAUUGCUUAUGA
Molecule: messenger RNA, 3328 nt
Organism: Choloepus didactylus (southern two-toed sloth)
Lineage: Eukaryota; Metazoa; Chordata; Mammalia; Pilosa; Megalonychidae
Gene: PRR11
Product: proline rich 11
Exons: 10
Coding region: 261-1361 (366 amino acids)
Cellular component (GO): cytoplasm; nucleus
Source: RefSeq, a predicted model, not a curated record